Messenger RNA from Lynx canadensis (Canada lynx), 4283 nucleotides. It is a transcript of the gene SLC6A2, whose product is annotated as solute carrier family 6 member 2. NCBI's taxonomy places the organism in Eukaryota, Metazoa, Chordata, Mammalia, Carnivora, Felidae. Gene Ontology annotation, molecular function: neurotransmitter:sodium symporter activity; dopamine:sodium symporter activity; norepinephrine:sodium symporter activity. The transcript has 14 exons. Gene Ontology annotation, biological process: sodium ion transmembrane transport; dopamine uptake involved in synaptic transmission. The record is from RefSeq and is a predicted model, not a curated record. The coding region runs from base 1 to 1854 and encodes 617 amino acids. Gene Ontology annotation, cellular component: neuron projection; neuronal cell body membrane; presynaptic membrane.
AUGCUUCUGGCGCGGAUGAAGCCGCAGGUGCAGCCCGAGAACGGCGGGGCGGACCCGGGGCCGGAGCAGCCGGUGCAAGGGCGCAAAGCCGCGGAGCUGUUGGUGGUGAAAGAGCGCAACGGCGUCCAGUGUCUCCUGGCGUCCCGCGAUGGCGACGAGCAGCCCCGGGAGACCUGGGGCAAGAAGAUCGACUUCCUGCUGUCAGUGAUCGGCUUCGCGGUGGACCUGGCCAACGUGUGGCGCUUCCCCUACCUCUGCUACAAGAAUGGUGGCGGUGCCUUUCUGAUCCCGUACACCCUGUUCCUUAUCAUUGCUGGGAUGCCCCUGUUCUACAUGGAGUUGGCUCUGGGCCAGUACAACCGAGAAGGGGCAGCCACAGUGUGGAAGAUCUGCCCAUUUUUCAAAGGAGUUGGCUACGCCGUGAUCCUCAUCGCCAUCUACGUUGGCUUCUACUACAACGUCAUCAUCGCCUGGUCUCUCUACUACCUCUUCUCCUCCUUCACCCUCAAGCUGCCUUGGACCGACUGCGGCCAUGCCUGGAACAGCCCCAACUGCACCGACCCCAAGCUCCUCAACAGCUCUGUGCUGGGCAACCACACCAAGUACUCCAAGUACAAGUUCACGCCGGCAGCAGAGUUUUACGAGCGUGGCGUCCUGCACCUUCACGAGAGCGGCGGGAUCCACGACAUCGGCCUGCCCCAGUGGCAGCUCUUGCUGUGUCUGAUGGUCGUCGUUGUCAUCCUGUUUUUUAGCCUCUGGAAAGGAGUGAAGACAUCAGGAAAGGUGGUGUGGAUCACGGCCACGCUGCCCUACCUCGUGCUGUUUGUGCUCCUGGUCCAUGGCAUCACGCUGCCUGGUGCCUCCAACGGCAUCAACGCCUACCUGCACAUCGACUUCUACCGCCUGAGAGAGGCCACGGUGUGGAUCGAUGCGGCGACUCAGAUAUUUUUUUCCUUGGGGGCUGGAUUUGGAGUCCUGAUUGCAUUUGCCAGUUACAACAAAUUUGACAACAACUGUUACAGGGACGCCCUGCUCACCAGCACCAUCAACUGUGUCACCAGCUUCAUCUCUGGGUUCGCCAUCUUCUCCAUCCUUGGUUACAUGGCCCAUGAACACAAGGUCAACAUUGAGGACGUUGCCACCGAAGGAGCCGGCCUGGUUUUCAUCCUGUACCCAGAAGCCAUUUCCACCCUGUCGGGAUCCACAUUCUGGGCUGUCGUGUUCUUCAUCAUGCUUCUGGCUCUGGGAAUUGACAGCUCGAUGGGAGGCAUGGAGGCCGUCAUCACAGGCCUGGCGGACGACUUCCAGGUCCUGAAGAGACACCGGAAACUCUUCACAUUUGGUGUCACCUUUGGAACCUUCCUUCUGGCCCUGUUCUGCAUAACCAAGGGCGGGAUAUACGUGCUGACCCUGCUGGACACCUUUGCGGCGGGGACCUCCAUUCUGUUUGCCGUGCUCAUGGAAGCCAUCGGAGUCUCCUGGUUUUAUGGUGUGGACAGGUUCAGCAACGACAUCCAGCAGAUGAUGGGGUUCAAGCCAGGCCUGUACUGGAGACUGUGCUGGAAGUUCGUGAGCCCCGCCUUCCUCCUGUUUGUGGUGGUGAUGAGUGUCGUCAACUUCAAGCCACUCACCUACGAUGACUACAUCUUCCCGCUCUGGGCCAACUGGGUUGGAUGGGGCAUCGCGCUGUCCUCCAUGGUCCUGGUGCCUGCCUACAGCAUCUACAAGUUCUUCAGCACGCGGGGCUCCCUUCGGGAGAGGCUGGCCUAUGGCAUCACCCCGGAGAACGAGCAUCACCUGGUGGCCCAGAGGGAUGUCAGGCAGUUCCAACUGCAGCACUGGCUGGCCAUCUGAGCCCCAAGGAGGGACCCUGCCGUGCCGACGUCCAGGUCCAAGGCUUUGCUGCCACCCCGGACACAGUCUUGGGACUCCUCUCCCGAAAGAUGUUCUCUCCAUCCCUACCCCUCUUUCCCCAGUUACAAAUGAUUUAGUGACCUCGUUUUUAUUCACCUUCUGUUCAUCUGGCCCGGAGGCUUUGAGCUUGGAUUGGAAAGUCUGGAGGGGGAGGAGGAGGGGAGGGAACAGGAAAAGUGACUUCCAUCGAGCCCCUUUUGCUUUGGGAAAGCCUCACCCACCCUGGGAUCUGGCCCAAGCUGAGCUCCAUCCACGGCUCGGGCAGAAUUCACCACUACCUUUGCUGUGCUUUGGGGCCACAGGAGAAAUCCCGCCCGCCAAAUCAGAGAGAGGAUGUUGCUUUUGGCCAGAUACCAUAAAACCGAACACAAACAGAAAGGCCGGCUGCGUCUGGGGCAGGGGAUCCUCUCUCUCUCUUGCCACCCAGUCAGCAUUCUGGUGUCUGAACCUUGAUCAGGGAGCGUGGCUUGGUUUGUUCCGGUCAUCAGUCUGGAUAGAUGCUUUGGAGGCUUGUGAGAAGAAUCCUUCAUGGUUAGUUUUCACUCUGGCUAAGCUGAAUCUGAUUUGUGCGUGUUCUGGAACAUUCUUCCAGCUUCUGGUGGUCAGAGGGUCCAGAGCCAUGGAUGUCACGAGGCAAAAUGUAGAUGAGCCGCAGUGAGGAGGUUUUGCAGAAGUACCAGAGGAGCUCAUAGAGGCCACGUGCAGGGCUUGGUCUGUCGGGCACAUGGGGCCCAGAAACCCAUCUGUGGCUUCUGAGAUCUUUCUGGGGGACUUGGGACAGGAACCCAGCGAGGCCAGAAGUGUGUCUGUACUACGGAAUUCUCUGCCGUCCUCACAGGGACAGGUGGAUGCCCAAGGGCAUCCUGAUAGGCUGUUUGUUUAUCUGUUGUCCGCAGACACCUGCAAAGGUCUUCCCUGGGAAUCCCACCCAGCACAGACCAGGGCUCUCAAGUGGUGGGGAGUUGGCCCUGAAAACUCCCUUUGUCUCUCCUGAUGGUCUUAACUUGGCAUCUGAGGGCAUGGUGGAGCCAAGCAGAUAGCAACCUGGUCAUUCAAGUCGAGGGGACAAUAUUCUGAGCUGAUGGAGCAGGAUGAUGGUUUUAGAGAAUUUGCAGGUUGACUUCUGAUACACAUUUGCAAGUGGCGCCCUCUGGUGGUGAUGGUGGUGGUGCGUUUCAGCUCAGAGAACAGAUUUGUAGUUUGGGAAGUUGGUGGCAUCUAUUUGGGGUUUCUGUUUAUGGUUUGAGUCUCUUAUGCCUUCCUUGGAAAUCUAGAUUCAGAGGUUCUUGUUGUGACUGAGGAAGCCCCUACUGAGGAAUCUUGGGCCAUAAAUAAAUAAAUAAAUAGGCUGCUCAUACUGGGAGUGUAGGAAGACUCACAUCCAGAAGGUACUUUGCAUAAGACUGGGGUGUCCCUGAGCCCGAUCAAUCAAUCAUGCAGUUUGUGGAAGAGGGUUAUGUUGGGGGCGGGGGGAGUGGUGGGGCAGGGAGGUGGUCUUCUCUCUGAAGGUCCUGAGGUUUCCCUACUAAGUCAGUGUCCUUGGGUCAUUUUUUGGAGAAAAGUGGGAGAAUCAGAAGACUUCUGAUAUUUUUAUGUAAAAAGGCCAGUUCAAAGGCUAAGCCCAAGUGGCAGGUGUCUUGGACUGCUGUGGAAGGCGGGGCCUCAGGGCAUCCAACGGAGCUGAACAAUAAGGUGGGGGCGAGGGAGAUGAGGGAAGGGCGACCCAUCACAGGUGGGAUCUGGUCCUGUAAGCGACUUCAAAUCCUCCCGUGAAGAGUAACUCCUCCCUAGGUGUUCUAGUCGUUUUACACAAAGUCCCUUCAUCCCCGUCACCUCCCAUCUUCCCAGCAAGGAUUGCAGGGCUGUCCCAUUUCCCAGGUGGGAACACCAAGGCUCAGUAUUUCGGCCGCUCUUGUUCAAGUUUUCUCAGCUCCUAAGGGAUCCAGUCAGACCCUCAAGUCGGAUCCCGUGCCUCUUAGCCCAGAGCACUUUGAAAUCCCCAGCACACUAUGGUUUACCCCACCCAGGGCUGUCGUUAAAAAAUAAACAAAACCCAGUCAAGUGGCCAGGGAGUGUUUCUUAGCAAAAGAGCAAUGUAUUGGAAGAAGGGAAGAGGGGAGAGGGCGUCAUUUGUUCACAGCUGUCCCCUUUUUGAUGGACUCAGUCACUCUGGGGAACAGAGGGGCACGAACCUGCAGUUUUCUCUUUCCAUCUGCAUGUGGCCCUUCUGCCUCCAGGCAUCUGUCCUGAGGGUGAAUCAGAGAUGCGGUGCUAGCUGACCCAACACCAAACCAACGCCAUGGUGCUGCCUUGUUUCGGGAGUCGGCUCCUGAGCUUGGGGUGAGGGGGGUCUGGCCCCGAGCCCAGGC